AUGGCACUGUGUCAUCCUGUGAUGUACCCGUCUACAUUUAAGAGGUCAAACCUGUACAGCAGCCCUAUAUUGCAUUUGAUCUGGGGCAGAAACAAAUCCAGAUACGCCCUUAGCCGUCUAGCCCACCUUGAGCCCUUGGUACAAUAUGAGCACUGAUUUAUUUGCUUUUAAAGAAACAAAAACUAAUUAAUUUAAUUAGCCUCUCUCUCUUUCAGGACUCUGGCACCUUAAAUGGUUUUCACCAGAACCUCCACCGCCUGUGACUCAGCCUACCAUCCCAGAUUGCCUCACCCACUUUUCAUCCUAAUAACAGCAGACUAUCGCCAAGUAAUGUCAUCAGGACAGUGAACUCCCUUAGUGCAGCUGGAAACGGGAAUGCCAUCAUCUGUAGUUGCUGUUUCGCCAGCUGCUUUGGCAGCCAGGGACAUCAACAGAAGCCUCUCUGCUGUCAUCUAGUGCUUUGCUGUGCAACUGCAAGUCAUCCUGGUAGCUUGAACAGUAUUUCUUACAAGGUCGUUAACAACAAGUGAGAGCAAAACAGUAGCUGCAAUUUAUUUGUUUUUGAAUCGACCAUCCACUGCCCUGAG
Molecule: messenger RNA, 587 nt
Organism: Podarcis lilfordi (Lilford's wall lizard)
Lineage: Eukaryota; Metazoa; Chordata; Lepidosauria; Squamata; Lacertidae
Source: the annotation of a GenBank genome assembly